AUGGACUCUAAAAUCGGAGAUUAUGACGCCGUCAGGAAGGAUAUCAUUGAAGCUAUCCCUGCAGAAAGAUACGAUAAAGGCACUUUUGGUCCAUCGAUGAUCCGCCUUGCCUGGCAUUCCUGCGCAACUUACAACAGACACCAAAAUAACGGCGGUAGUCAAGGCGGAACAAUGCGAUUUGAAGAACAAUAUUCUGACACCGCUAACAAAGGACUGGAGAACGGUAGAAAUGCUUUGCAGCCUGUUCAUGAUAAGCAUCCUUGGUUGACAUAUGCAGAUCUUUACACUCUAGGAGGUUGUGUCGCUGUCGAACAAAUGGGUGGCCCCCAUAUCCCUUGGUCUGGCGGUAGAUUUGAUACAGACGAUAUAGAAGAUAUCCCACCUCGCAACCGCUUACCAGAUGGCCAUCUAAAUAAAGGCCAUAUCAUUGAUGUGUUUUUAGACAGAUUAGGCUUCACUGUGCAAGAGACGGUUGCUCUUAUUGGUGCUCAUGCUGUAGGUGAAUGCCAUAAAAGCCAUCAAGGAUUUGACGGCCCGUGGACACAUAAUCAGACAGAGUUUACAAACAAUUUCUACAAGAUGCUUCUAGAGCGUACCUGGAAAGAGAAAGUAUGGGAUGGACCCAGGCAGUUUGAAGACGAAGAAACGCAUUCAUUGAUGAUGCUGCCUACAGAUAUGGCCUUUCUUAAAGAACCAUUCAGACCCUACGUCGAGCUUUAUGCUGAAGAUCAAGACAGGUUUUUUGAGGAUUUUAAAAAUGCAUUUGUCAAACUCAUAUCGUUGGGAACAUCACGUAAACGGGGAGAAAAAAAUAAACUUUUGGUAGAGUGUUGCGGUAGAUAA
This is a messenger RNA of Mucor mucedo, 843 nucleotides long. Its product is annotated as heme peroxidase. Lineage: Eukaryota; Fungi; Mucoromycota; Mucoromycetes; Mucorales; Mucoraceae. Gene Ontology annotation, biological process: cellular response to oxidative stress; response to reactive oxygen species; hydrogen peroxide catabolic process. Gene Ontology annotation, molecular function: heme binding; peroxidase activity. The record is from RefSeq and is a predicted model, not a curated record. Bases 1 to 843 code for a protein of 280 amino acids. The transcript is spliced from 3 exons.